AUGGGCCAACACGCCGCACCUAACAGCAUCGCCGGCUUGAGCGUAGGCUCAACUGGGUUGGGCCUUCUUAGUUUUACCCGUCCUUGGGCACGAAGCGAGUAUAUUGACGCCGCGGUGGUUAUGAAAGCCGCCCUCGACCAGGGUGCAAACUUCUGGAAUGGAGGCCUGCAUUAUGGCACCGCUGAGGCCAACUCGCUGCACUUACUCAAGUACUACUUCGACACCUACCCAGAGGACGCCAGCAAGGUCGUCUUGAGCAUCAAGGGCGCCUUCGACCGCACCACAUACCAACCUGACUGCAGCCCAGAGGCAAUCCGUGCAUCGGUCGAGGAGGCGGUCGGGAUCUUGGACGGCGUCAAGAAGAUCGAUAUCUUUGAAUGCGCGCGCGUCGAUCCCACUGUUCCCAUCGAGAUCUCUAUUCAGGCCCUGGCCGAGCUUGUCAAGGAGGGCAAGAUUGGCGCCAUAGGCGUCAGCGAGGCCAACGCCAAUACGAUCCGACGUGCCCACGCCGUGCAUCCCAUAGCCGCUGUCGAGAUUGAGCUGAGUCUCUUUACCCCAGACCCGCUAACCAACGGCGUGGUAGAUACGUGCCAUGAGCUUGGCAUUGCCAUCGUGGCAUACGGCCCCGUCGCUCGCGGGUGGCUUACAGGGGAGCUCACCAAGCUCGAGAAUCUCCCAGCAAAUGAUAUGCGCCGCAGGCUACCAAGGUUCCAGCCCGAAGUCUUCGACCAGAACUACAAGCUCGCCGAGGCAGUGGAGGCGGUCGCAAAACGCAAGGGAGUGACGGUUGCCCAGGUAGCGAUUGCUUGGGUGCGCAGCCAUGGCACAAUCCCUAUCCCCGGUUCAAUCAGGGCCGAAAGGGUCAUCGAAAACUGCAAGGAAGUCUCGCUGAGCAAAGGAGAUCUCGAAGAACUCCAGACGAUCAUGGACACACUACCCAUUGCGGGACAACGAUAUGGCGGGCAACAUGAGAAGCUGCUUAAUCAGUAG
Molecule: messenger RNA, 990 nt
Organism: Lasiosphaeria miniovina
Lineage: Eukaryota; Fungi; Ascomycota; Sordariomycetes; Sordariales; Lasiosphaeriaceae
Product: NADP-dependent oxidoreductase domain-containing protein
Exons: 4
Coding region: 1-990 (329 amino acids)
Cellular component (GO): cytoplasm
Source: RefSeq, a predicted model, not a curated record